Messenger RNA from Taeniopygia guttata (zebra finch), 4447 nucleotides. It is a transcript of the gene APOOL, whose product is annotated as apolipoprotein O like. Gene Ontology annotation, biological process: cristae formation. The record is from RefSeq and is a predicted model, not a curated record. NCBI's taxonomy places the organism in Eukaryota, Metazoa, Chordata, Aves, Passeriformes, Estrildidae. Gene Ontology annotation, cellular component: MICOS complex.
UUAUUAAUAAGAGUUUUGUUCUUCUUAAGAUUUCACUCUCUGGGUCACUCAGCAGACCAAGAUUAAAACCAAAUGCAUGGCAUAUCAGUGAGUUGAGGUGAAGUGGAAGGAUCUGUUGCAUUUGUGGGGGGGUUUUUGGUGGUUGUCAUCAGAGAUUUAUAAAGACAUACCUGAAUUAGGAUACGGCAUUUGGGCUAUGAGCUUUUAGCGUUUAUUCUUUAAUUAAUAUUUUUUCAUGGAAAAGACGAUAUGAGGUAGCUGCUAAAUUUGAAUCUUAUUUUAACCUGGCUAGUUGAGUCUCAUUUUGUGAUACAGAAGUCGUAUGUUUUUUUUAAAUAAAUCCCUGCAUCAGAUUUUUGGAUAUACUCCAUUCCUUUGAUCCGUUUUGAGGCAGUUCCUGCCUUCAGGGCAAGUUUCCUGCUCCAAUUCUUGAAGCAAGCACACAGAAUUUGCAGUUUCAGUGGGAAACAAUGUCUUGGAGAUUAGCAUAAAUUAACUAUAUGCCUUUAUUAUGGUUUAGUUUGUAUUCUGCAUCUUUUGAGUAGAAGAUUGUGAAUUCUUUGUAGUGAUGUAGUUUUUUAAUUUUUUUUUUUAAUAGAAUCUGUAUUUUUGAUCGUUGGUAAGAUUCCAAGACUUUGAAGCAGAUUGUUUGAAAUGCAAAUACUUAAAGCCAAAAUUAUCCAGGUGGCAAAGCUGGCAGCUGUUUCUUCUGGGCUGCCAUUUGUAUGUAUUACUGUAUAUGCAGCAACAGAAAAGGAAUCAAAAAGUCAGCUGGUGAAGCCAGAUAAGCUCCCCAUUUACAGCGCACCCCCCCUGAGCUCCAGGUACGUCGAGGAGCAGCCGGGGCUCCUGCAGCAGCAGCUCACGGCCCUGCGGAGGACGACCGGCCGCUACUUUGGGUGGUGCCAGAGUGUCUAUGUCUUUAUUAAAAAUGGAAUAAUGGAUUCAAUUCAAUUUGGAAAAGAUGCUUAUGUUUACCUGAACAACCCCCCGCCGGAAUUUCUUCCCAAAGCCGCUGUAAUUACAGUGUCAGGCCUGGCUGGUGCAGUGCUGGCAAGAAAAGGUUCUAGAUUUAAGAAAAUUGCUUAUCCAUUGGGACUUACUACUGUAGGAUAUUCUAUUUGUUACCCAGCUCAGUCAGUGGUCAUUGCUAAGGUAACAGGGAAAAAGUUACUUGGUGCGAGUCAUCAGACCUAUGAGGCUGUGAGGUCACUGUGGGCAGACAAGGAAACUGUCACCAAGCUGCAGCAAGAGUCAAAACCAAUUAUGCAAGAAGAUAAGAAAAAUAAGGGAAUUUCUACUACCAAACCUGAGUCUGCUGUUGAGUCAAGAUCACUUAACAGAACAGAAUCUUUUCCAGUAGAGUGUUGGAGUAAUGAAGAUCCAGUGCCUUCAUCAGGAGCAGUGAAGACAUCAAAAUUUAAGCCUGAUCCAAAACUUACGGACCAUGGUCAGUCCAGCCCAGAAGAUGUGGACAUGUACAGCACCAGGAGCUAAGCCAAGUCUGCUUUACAAAAUGCAAAAUGUUACAGAUAAGGGGGAGGGAAGAAGGGAAGGAAUAAUCUUUACAAUACAUACUCUGUGAGGUAUAAUUUCAUCAGAUACUUUCUUAUCUCUAAUUUGUAUUAUUGACUUAAAUGAUUCUGUUUAGUGCUUAUUUUGCUCCUGACUCCAUAAAAGCAGUGGGAAUUCACUCAGUGUCAUUAGUGAGACACUGAGAAAACAAGAUUUGUCAGUGUCUUCUCCCAAUGGGGCUUCUCUGUGCCAAACUUGCUAAUAAAUGUCACUUCACAAAGGAUAUUUGAAAAUGCAAACAUAUCUCUGCUUUGGCUCAGAUGUUUGUUGAUCUGAAUGAAGAAUGUGAGGGAUGGGGUUUGCAGAGGCUUCUUUGUCUUUUAUCUUUCAGCUCUGGAAUGAAGUGCAAGUUCCUGCUGGUCUGAGUAUCCUUAAAAUCUCCAUGGUUUUAUCAUGUGAACAGCAUUGGCUCUAAAGCUUUUGUAAAAGAGCCGCUUUUUUAUUACAAAAUAAUUUGGUACUGUUUGCCUCUUUCACAAAGGUGAAUGGAAACAACUCCUUGUCCUGCACACCUCUGUCUGCUGUGGUCAGAUGUCUCUGAAGUUGGGCAAAAACACACAGCUGAUUUCUAAACAUCCCUUCUAAACUAUGCAUGAGCUUUCACCUACUUCUGAUACUUGGAGGAACUGUGUUUGAAUUGCUUAAUCCAUGAAACUGAUACUGAAUUUACAUAAAAUCCAUUUGAAGUAUUUGGGAAGUUGGAAAUCUGUAGUUUCAAGGUUUAAACUGCUGACAGUAAAACUGCAGAAGUAGCAGGCAGCCAACUUUUUUUGUCCCACAGGUUUGUAUGCAAUAUCUCAGUUUGGUAGGAUUUCUGGGAAAUUCUGUUUUUCAUAAGAAUGAUAUUAGAAGUUAAGUUUCCUAGGAUGAACCUUUCAAACACUGCUUUUAUCAUGGUGUAUAUCCCUGUACUUCUGUUCAUCCCCCAUUUCUCUUCAUUCUGUUACCUUUUAAUUAAGGAAAAUACAGGCUUUGCUGUGAAAUUGAGGGGGAAGCAAGAGAAACCACAUGAACAGAUAGUGUAGAUGGAAGGCUAAAGCCUGAAAUGCUGCUUUUCUCAGCACUGGGAUGUGAUGUGAUAUUUACUCUUGCUCUCCAGAAGAAGAAAUUUCACAGCCUGAUUUCUUUUCCUAGGCUGCUGAUGCAAAGGCAAAUGACCAGUGAAAUGCAGGCAGAAUUCCUGGUGUCCCUGUGGCAUCAGCAAAGUAGUGAGGAGGUGCUGCAGGAUGGAAUGUGCAGAAGGCACAAAUGGUGAAUGAGCAAAAGAAGAAAAGCUUUUAGGAUGUGUCAGAAACAAAUUGAGACUUUAAAAUCCAAAUUUCAGGUGAAGUGUUGGUCUUUGUUACACAGAGUACAGUGCAAGGUGAAGUCAGAAAAUGUGAAGUUUAAAAGAAGAAUUCUAUUAGUUAAACUUGCCUGAGACAGCUGACAGGAUUUAAUGUCUUUUCUUCCUUUCAUCAUCUCUUAAAGGCCCAGGCAACUGUCAGAAUUCAGGCAGCAAUCAGAGGAUAUUAAAUCAAUCUUCAGAGAGCUCCUGGACAUGACACAUUUAGUGUUUCAUCAUAGAGAGAGGAGUAGAAAAAUUAGAUGGCUGGGCUUCAUAUACCAUUUCCUGGGAAACAGAUGAAGACAUAAGUGGAAAUUGUGAAGAAAUGAUCAUUUUCAAGUUCAUGACUGGGUGCCAGAAAUUGUAUUAUCUGUCUCCCUUUGAUAACAUUCUGGAUAAAAACAUGAAGGAAAAGCCAUCUACUCCUAAAUUGUUAAAUUCUAACUUUGAGUGUUGUCCUACCACAGCAAGUCAACAGGAAAGGUAAGAUGAUGGAGAAUUGCUUGGAUUUUGCAGGAGUUUACUGUGGUGAGAUUUUUCAGGCCAUAAUGAAAAUCUCUGCCCAGGAAUUGGUCUCGUGGGAGCAGGGAGAGGAGCUGCAGGAUUGCUGUUCUGGAACCAGCACUUCCCAGGAGAGCAGCCUUGGGACACUGCCUCUUCCCUGGUGCCAGAAGCUGCUCUGGGACUGCCCAGGUACUCAGGGCAUUUCCACUCAGACCUGGUGAUGCAGGUGGGUGUCUGCUCUGCAGAUGUCCCUUGGCUCUUCGCUUGGGCAGGCAGGAGUCAGGAGUUCCAUGCCAGUUGUGAAAACAGGUACAGCUAAAGACAACUCUUCCCUAACUGCAGCCAAAGAAAGUGGGAGAAAAGUAUGGAAGGUUUUGUAUUCUGGCUAGGUGUGUUCUCUGCUUUCAGUUUGGACAUCUGAACCUCCAGGGGUUAUUUAAUACUUUACAGAUGACUACAAGCCACAUGUCUGUAUUAGUAAUUUCUAGUAAAGGUGCUAUGCAAUGAUUUUAGAAAAGCAAAUUGAGUUCUACGUGAUGCCAUGCUUGUGAGUCUUGGGUAACCAUGUGCCUGAUUUGGGCUCUUGAAGAUUUCAGACCCAACAGACAAAUCUGUUACACUGAAAAGUUAACAUAAAACAUGGGAAAAGUUUUAUCGUGAGACAUGAUUUUAUUAAUUUAUAGUGAAGCACUUUGAAAUGCCUCUCAAAUGUAUCCUUAAGAGUCACUUAAGUUUAUUUCACAAUGCAAUAAUACAGUAACGUCAUAAAAGUAAUAAUGUAUAUUGUAAUUUUGAUAUAAGUUAUAUAUUUGUGAAAAAAUCAAUGUCUUAAAGAAUGGGGUCACAUGGUAUUUUAUAAUACAGAAAUAGCUUUAAUGCAUGGGGGUUUUAUUUAUGGUUGAUUGUGUUCAAUAUAGAGUGAUUUGGAGCUUGUUGAUAUUAAUUUUUUAUUUACAUGAAACUGAUUGUGAUACUUUAUUUUUUCAUAUUGCUGCAAAGCACCUGGAAAUAAAGGGUGAUAAGAUACUUUUUAAAAACUAA